Dermochelys coriacea (leatherback sea turtle) is the source of this 9029-nucleotide messenger RNA. RefSeq names its product chromosome 9 C3orf80 homolog (gene C9H3orf80). The record is from RefSeq and is a predicted model, not a curated record. The transcript has a single exon. Lineage: Eukaryota; Metazoa; Chordata; Testudines; Dermochelyidae. Bases 4246 to 4845 code for a protein of 199 amino acids.
UUUGCUAUUAGGAGAUUGCUCACCUGCAGCCAUAGUGUUGGCUUCCUGCUGGCUUCUCCACAGCACUACUAUUAAACUAAACCAAUAUAUGCCUACAAUAAACAUUGCAAGAACCCAGGAUAGCCAUACAGUAACUAUCCCACUAACAAGGUCACGUACAGUAUUCACUAAUUAUUACAGAGCAGUGUCAUCUCCUUCACAGCAUCUACAAUAGCAGUUGCUAAAUGAAACAUAACAAGGAUUUUCAAUUCUCAUGAUCCAGGGCUUAAACUGACCCUCAACUGGGGUGAGGUAGAAAUAAAUCUUCCCAUCUCCACCUACAGUGUCCUACUAAACAACUGGAAAAGUGCAUUAUGCAUUUUUUAUUUUAUUUGCUCUAGGGGCUAGUAUCAGCCACUCUCAGAGACCGGACACUGGCCCGGACAACACUCCACUGUGAGUCUGUUAGUAUAGGGAAAGCCCUGCAAAUCUGCGGAUAUCCACUUUAUAUCUGAUUUAUAUCUGCGGACCGUGUUUGAGGAUCGGAUGUGGAAACAACUUUUGUAUCUGCUCAGGCCUUUAAGUAUGGGAAGUGCCUAAGAUUUAAAAAGUAACAGCAGGGAAGGGAAGCCAAAUGUAGCACAAUAACACACCAGAGAAAGGUAUGAAGGGACCAUACCUUCAGGAAAGUACCUAAGCUUUAAGAUGCACUUAAGUCCAUCACUAUUCAGCAAAAUAUUUAGCAUGUGCUUAACUUUAAACACAUGCUUAAAUCCCAUUGACCUUGACUUAAAGAUAAGCACAUGCUUAAGUGCUUCGCUGAACAGGGAUGUUUUCUGGAAUUGCGGCCUCAAUCCUGUGCUCAUUAAAGUAAAUGCAAACAGCCCCCACAGGCUUCAGCAAGAGAAGGAUUAGCUGGUAGGACCAUAGCCAUCAGGAUUAUGUAUCAGGCAAUACUUAUAAAGGAAGCACAUUUUAUUUCUGUGAUAGAGCAUGAGGUACUAUCCUUAUUCCUGUUUACAUGUUUGCAAAGGGACCCCAUAUUAGUCAAACAUCAGAAGUUUAUCUUGAAGUUUACUCAGUGCUCUUCCCACUUUCAACCCUUUCAUCUAUGCACAUCCAUACUCAAACUCCUCCAGCAGAAUGCUGGAAGCAGGUAUCUCACAGAUAGUAGCCAUGCCAUCCCACUUAGGACCCAAUCCUGAAUUCCUUAUUAUUCAGGCAAAAUUUUAAUUGACUUCAGUGGGCGUUCUGCCUGAACAAGGAGCUCAGGAUCAGGGCUAAGGAAAAGACAUGCCUAAAGAACACAGAGGAUGAAUAGCAUGGCACUCUCAAGGAGAGCUGCAGAACUUUUACAGCUCAAAAUCUCACUCAGAGUGUAUUGGACACUGUUACAUAGGUACAGCAUGAAUAUGUUUUAGGAAUGGGCAGGAUUAGGGAUUGUUGUUUUUUUUCUGAUUUAAGGAAAGGCCCUUAGCUCCAAAAUGUUUUUUAAAAAAUCAUUAAAACACGCAUUUUAAAUGUCUUUGCUCUGUCGGCUAACACACACUGUUACCUCCUAUCAACUCCACCACAUCUAGGCUCCUCCUACCCCUCCACUGGGAAGAAGUUGAGAAUACUUUUCUUCUACUUCAGCUUAGAACUGUCUAGGGCCUGCCCCUUCCCAGUUACAGUUUUGCCACUGAUGUCCUUGGGAGCAAGAGCAGGCGUUUAGUCAGAAGCGGUGCAGCACUUUAGCCUAAGUUUUUUUUUCAUAAAUGGAAGUGCAAGUAAAAGCAAGAGCAGUGCCAUGCACUGUCCUGGGAUAGGCUGCUGCUUCUGUGUCAAAAUGGGCUUUAUUUCCUCCUCAGAGCACCACCCUGUCAUAACUCUGUGCAGUGCUGUGCCUGCACUGGGGCAGGGUUUUCUUUUCUUUUUUUUUCUUUCAUUUCAGGUGUAUUGGUGGCAGUGCUCAGCUCACACCAGUCAGCAGGAGAAGGCAGUGACCGGAGCUUAGCUGCCAACAUUGUGAAGAUAUUUCCAAGGGCAACUCUCUAAAUAAGCUCAGGUCCUGGAACUGCUAGAGUGCAGUAUGUGCCCUAGUCUUAAAGUGGUCUUUAAAAGAAAGGGGCAGGGGAGGGGCUAUUGUAAUCUGAGACCAGACUUUGGCAAGGCAGUGCCUAAAGAGUGCCCCUCAAUGAUCUAGCUUGAUUUUAAAAAAAAAUUCCAGGGCUGUGACCCCUUGCAAAUCUGCCCCAUACACACACAUUUUAAGCACUGGUGUGUGCACUGUAGCUUCCAAGUCCCAGCCUCUCUUAGAUGGAAACCCAUGUCUCUCUCCCUCAUGCCUGGGGUUUCAAGGCUGCUCAGCUCCCUGCCUUACACUGCAAUAUCCCCAGCAAGCCAGUCUGCCUAAAGGCCAGGGCCUGUGCUUUACUUUUUCUCUCCAAGGGCUAUGAACAGUGUAUUGUCAGUAGCUGCAAGUUACAACACAGCUCUUUCUAAGCAGGCAGAUUUAUUCUUAAGGUAAAUACAUUACAGAGAAAACAUAAAAACAAGUUAAAUUCCUAUAAACACACUAAAAACUUUGCAGAGGUCAACCAUCAGUCUUAUGGGACAUAGCAGGGCAAAAUAUUUCCAACCCUUCUGCAAGGCCCUUGGACAGAAGAUCCAGUCUGUUGGCAGGGUCAGGAAAAAGCUCCGAGUCAAUUUAAAUGCAGCUUUUUAUGCCAAAAGCCUUUUUGCAUCUGUUGGUUUCUGAAAACCAAGUUUGAAACAGUAUAUUCAAGCUUCCCCAGAGGGGUGGGACCUCUCUGCCAGUGUUCACAACCUCAGUGAUUCACCCACUAUUCCUGGUGCCUGGAGUUGUGGUAACCCCUCCCCCCAGCCACCCUGAAAUUGCAUACACUCUCUAGCCCACAAUGAUACAUAAACUUGAUACAAUAUGGUCCCCAAAGACAUAACCUCUGUCACACACACAUGUUAAUUAACACAGUGGACAGGACAGACAAGGAUAAAAUUUGGUGGCUGGUCCUGAUUCACCCUAGGGCUAACAGCCAGGUGACACAAUGUUAAGCCCCACAUGUCCUGGUCUUUGUUGAGCACCAAGGCACGUUUAUGUAUUGUCUUCGUUAAAUCGUGUUCUAACACCCUGUAGUUUGCCACUGUAGACAAGUCCAGAGGGAGCGGGGUCACCACUUGUCAGAGAUGCUGAAGAUCCAUUCCAUUAGCUGAAGUCAAGCUACUGGCUCUCAGCACCACUGAUCACCCUGCCCUACUGCUCAGCUGGAAACACCAACUCAUCUUGAUACCAGCGUCAGUCGCCCUUUGAUGCUAAUUUACCAUGUUCUCUUUGGGUCCCCUGUUUGAAUUUGAGUUCUCACCCUUAACAGCCUUGCUGUCUAUUUGCUCUUUUGGCACCAUCAGACUCUUGUGCCUAUUACAAUUGACUGUUACAGAAAUGUCUGUGAUCUGACAUGUUACUGGCAAAGUGGAUUGAUUUCUGCCUGCAUAGGCUCUGUUAUUCAAGGUUAUUGCCUAUGUGAAACCCCCUUGGAUAGAUUCCCCUUGGGAAACCUGAGGGACGGCAGAGGAAUAGUUGCCUGGACCAUAUGCUUCUCUUGUGGUCUAGAAAGACGCUGUGACCCUGGUAUUUAUUCCCCCCCAAGAAGACACCAGCCUGGCUGGCCUGUGCAGGAACACAGCCAGUAAAUCACGGCCUCCAAACUCCCUAAUGGAAGGGGAGCUGCAUUAAGCCCAUUAACAUCAGCUAAAUGGUUACCAUCAAUUUUUAAUCAGAAAUAAAACCCAGAAAUAUGGUAAGUGAAUCCCAGCAGCAAGUAAAUUUAAAUAACGGUCACGGGGAAAUCCAAUCACUUAAGCCAAGAAGCCUACAAAGCAGGCGCUGCCUGUUUGACAGAGGAACGGGACGACAGACAGAUUAAUAAAGAUUAAAGUGCUGCAAAGUGAACAUGCAAACCGACCGGCUCCGUUAACCCUUCUUGCUCUGCAGCUGCUGGCGGGACUCCGCAGCGCGCCAUGCCGGCUCUGCUCCGGGACAGCGGGGCGUGCACACCGCUCCGGCACCCGCAGCAGCAGCGCGGGCUGGGCCCCGGGGAGAGGUCCACGGCGCCACGGCUGGUGGGCUCCGGGGCCAGCUGCGGCCCGGCCCUGGCGAUGGGAGGCGGCAGGUGGCCCCCCAAGUGAGCGAGCGCCCCCCGCUCUGCGCGGGAGCCGGCGAGCCAGGGGCUCCUGCGGUGCAGGGGCGAGAGCUGGGGGGCGGGGAGGAUGUUGCAGUGUCUCUCCGAGGGGCUGCUGGUGCUGGGGGCUGCUCUGCUCUGGCAGCCCUGCCAGGGCACCUGGAGCUGCGGGGAGCUGACCUGCGGCGAGCGGGAGAGCUGCUGUGACUACGGCAAUGUCACCCACGCGGAGAUCAAGUGCUGCAAGCUGCCCUUCCACACCUUCCUGGACAACGUGGGCUGGUUCGUGCGGAAGCUCUCGGGGCUGCUCAUCCUGCUGGUGCUCUUCGCCAUCGGCUACUUUCUGCAGCGCAUCAUCUGCCCCAGCCCCCGCCGGUACAACCGGCCGCAGCGCCAGGACUCGCCCGCCUCCCUGCUCAGCGUGACGGCGGCCACCUCGCAGGACUCCCUGCUGGACAGCGGCAGCGGCCGCCGCUACCCGGGCGAGCCGGAGCCGCCGCCGCAGACGGGCGCCCCGCUCUUCCUGCAGCUGCCCCGCUACGAAGAGGUGAAGUAUUUACCCACCUACGAGGAGUCCAUGCGGCUGCAGCCGCAGAGCCCCAGGGAGAUCGUCCUGCCCGUGUCCAGCCUGGCCACGGCCGCAAGCAGGGAGCCGGAGAGGGCGGGAGGCAGAGCCCCCUUUAGCUGAGCCCCGCGCCCCGAGAGCUGCGGGUCCCCGCGGGGGAUCAGAGGGAGUCCAAGGUGCCCAGAGGGGAGGGACUAGCCCAGUGCUGCUCCGAUGCACGGACACCCACUGCAGCAUCGCAACAAGGACUUCCAGUCUCUUCUGCAAGCAGCCGCUUCGCACCUUCCCUCUCCCUUGCAAAGCAGACAGCCCGGCUGCUGCUGGGCGCGGGGCAGGAGCGGAGGCUUUCCCCCACCCCCGCCUGAACCUCGUACAGGGGCUCGGUUCGCUCAAGGAAGCAAGGUGCAGCAGCCGGAGCCCCCUCUGCCCCAUCCUAGCCGUCCUGUCCUUUACUCGUAACUGAUAGAUCGUAAGUGCCUGGUUACUAGAGCAUCCAUCCCCUUUACUGGGGAUUAGGCGUUAAACUAGACACACCUGACCCUCUAAACAUCGGGUUUGGUUUCUCACACGAAUAACGUGUUCGUUGCUCCCUUCCUCGGGCAGAUUAAAACCCGAAAGGGAUCAAAUGUGAUUUACUCUGCGACACACUCAGCGUUUGUGCUCCAGGGCUGGGGGGCAAGGGAGAGGGGAGCUUUUUAACACUCUGGGUCAGCUUUGUAAAUCCUGCAAGAUCCCAGUCACUCUGCGCCCGGGAGAGAGUAGGUGUGGAGCUAGAGGGUAAAUACACGGAGCAUGGAGUAAUAUUAUUUCUGUUCAGCAGCUUGGGAUGACUGUACAGUGUAUAAGUAGUAGAACAAAGCAGCCCUCUGACAGGGCAUCCCACCUAGGUGCCUGUUCCAUGUCAUUAUAAUUAUAAACCUUACUCAGCAGUGAGAACUAAGUCCAUUUGGUUACUGUACAGGUCUUUAUCUGCAAGGAAAAGCUCAGUAUUGUAAUCAGAACACCCUAUCCCUGAUAAGGUGCAGUUCCACUCCAACCCCAUGAAAGGUAAUUACUUUCUCCCUUUUUCCUUUUAUUUGUAGAGUUUAUAAUUAAGCAAUACUUCCAAUGGAAAGCACACUUCCUGUUAGUUAAGGAUUUACUGGGCCUCACUACUGCUGCUGGUCACUUCUUUCUUGCAUUUGUCAACAAAAAAUUAGGUUGAGCAGUCAGCAUAAUUCUCCUUCCCUUUAAUACAGGAAAGGGAUUGUGUGUGUGCUGGAUCUCAGUUUUCAACCCAGUUCUUCUUUCUGUUUGAUCCUUUGGGAAGGACAGAAUAGGCUUAUAGCAAAAUGAAAGAGAACAUAAUGGAAUAAGAUGGAAUGUAAGAAAGUGAAAACAAAGUUUCUAACAUCACAAGUGUUUUGAUAACAUGUCAAUUUUACCUGUUGAGGAAAAUACUGGGUUCUGGCUGUAGCCCUAGAUCCAAACCUUUCCAGCAUCAAUAUGCAUGUGCUGGACUGGGCCCAUUCAUUCUUCAUCCUGCAGCAGUCACACAGAGUCACACACAUGCUGUGUACUUGAAAAAUGCCCUUCAGAACAUCUUACAAAAUAACUCACCUCUAUAUGUUAUCCACAAACUCUUUUUUUGGCCUCAUUAGGACCUUGGGCCCUAUCCUGCUCUCAUUUAAGUCAGUGGUAAAAGUCCUUUGGGCUCCAAUUAGAGCUGGAUCAGACUUCUGUGUGGAUUUGUGGCUCAGUCCCUAGCUAAUGAUGUAGUCAUCAUAUUUAAAAAAAAAAGGAAAGAAAAGAAAACCAAAGCCCCAUGUACAUAGCCUAUAAAUUAUAUCCUUCUGUGGAGCAUCUUUCAAAUGAGCAGGGAGAUGAUGUAUUGAGAUCUAUGCCAGAUGUAAUGUUAUUUAUGACAUUUAUCCCCAUGAGCUGAGAAAGGAGGAAUAACUCCAUAAAUGAAGCAUCCCCUCAUGAGUGAAGAUAAAUUCCAUGAAAGGUUAGGCACUGUAUAACACAUUUUUCUGCCAUUGGUUUCAAGACAAAUUGCUUUAGAAAAAAGUUGUGAAGCAAAAUAAAGUUGAAAUAUGCUGGAAAAGAAUACUCUGAAAAAACUGCUCAGCUUUUAUGAACUCAUGAGUUAUGUCAACAACAGAAUAACAGUGUAUAAAACAAAGGAACAGCAGCAAUGGAACGAUCUCCAUCAUAUAUAUGUAUAGCAUCCACAUAAAUGUGAAUAUAUGUAUUGUAUAUACUGUACAUAUAUUAAUGAGGGAAGUUGUGUGGCCUAGCACAUAGAGAAAUUCAGGAAUUCUGGUAUCUAUUCCUGGCACUGCCCACUGGCCUUCUGGGUGACCAUGGGCAAGUCACUAUGUCUUUCCAUGCCUCAGUUUCCCCAUCUGUAAAAUGAGGAUAAUGAUACUGGACUCUUUUGUAAAGUGCUCUCACAGCUAUUGGUGAAAAGUGCUAUAUAAGAAGUAGGUAUUAUUAUUGUCUGGAAAGAAGCUUCUGUCACUUCCGAACAGGAAACUGCUACCUGUAAUUCUCUCACAGGAUCAGGUGCUUGCAGAGUCAGCUCUUACAAAGAUGCAGAACUAGCUGUCUAGAAACUUGCCAUAGGUUGCCUUAUUUUACAUUUUAACUGAGUACAAAUGCAAGAAAGGCUUUCUGGAUAGAACAGGAACCUAUUUUGAAUACUUAUAUUUCAAAUUGCAUUUCUCUUUCAAAUGUUCACUAAAAACAGCUUUUAAUAAUUUCUUCGCUCCUGUUUGACAAUGCUAAGCAAAGGAAGAUGUCCCAAAGUACUGCAAUUAACAAUAAGAUCUGAUACCCAUAUUUAAAGCCCAGUCCUGUUCCCAUUGGCAUCAACAGAAGUAGGAUCAGACCCUUUUGCCAUAAUAUGGCGGUAGAGAAGAUCCUGAAAAGAAGAUUGCAAAGAACGUAAAAUCAAUCCUAUUCAUGCUGGUCAAUGGCAGGGAUCUUACUGACUUCAACAGAAACAGGGUCAGUUUCCUAGUAAGAAUUUUAAAAAGUUGCAGUACAGUUAGGAUUUGUCCUUUAUAAGUUAAAGUGCCUCUGUUAGUAGUUUCUCUUUACAGUUAUGAGAAACCCAAAGGAGGAAAAUAGUGGUCAUGAUUACCAUUUACAAAGCUGGUUUUGUAAACCCCUCUCACAUCAAGUUACUUGUGUGGUGUGACUAGGAAUACCUGUGUGUGGAAGGAAUGCAGCAUUGUUUAGUCAUCCAUUUUUUAAAAAUAUGCAAAAUCUGGAAAAAUUCAUCCCUGUUUUCCAUCUUGAAGGGGAAUCCUUAGAGAAUUUUCAUUGUAUCUUAUGAGAAAUAAUCCAGGGGUAGUUUUCAAAAGCAGAAAAUAUUCAGAGGAUUAAAAUAUUAAUGAAAAAUGCUAAAUUCUAGUAUAAUCUUUAAAUUUUAGUAAAAAAUUAAAGAAAGCACAGUGUUUCAGAUGAAAGAUUAACCCCUUUGGGAUUUGCACUAUGUUUUUUUCAAGGGGAGGAGAACACUGUGCAAAGGUUAGGCAGAAAGAAUAAUAGAAGCCCGCUCUGGAGCAGGCAUCCCAAGCCAAAACCUUAAAGUGUGAUACUCUUGUUAUCACUGAAGCAAAAUUCACAUUGAUUACAAAAUGUUUAACUAUUUGGGGCACAGUCAAUAUUCCUUUUGCAUUCUCAAGGAAUACCAUUUUUCAAAGAGGGUAACAAUAUUAGAUUAAUUUGGUAUAGUUUAAUGGAAGUCAGUGAUAGUUGUCUUGAGUAAAUCCUACAGUGCAGCCUGAUCCCUGUGUGUGUCGGAAAAAAAUGACUAAGGACACAAUUCUGAUCCCAUUAAAGUCAGCAGCCAAACUCCCAUUCUUUUCAGUGGAAACAGAACUGAUCCUGUACACUAGAGAGGUGCAAUUAGGGUAUGUACUCAUGUAUAUUUGAUCUGCAGUUCAGAUUCUCAUCCAAAAGCUUUUGGUAUUCAGUCCAACUUGGUUAAUGCACCAAACUUAAAAGACAUUCAGUUAGAAGUGCCUGUCAGGAAUAUAUAACUGUGUUUUUAGAAAAUUAUAAGGAUGGACUCAUUUGAAAAAUCAGAACUUUAAAUCUCAAUACAAAAUGUUACACGAUGUAAAAACAGGUCCUGAUAAUUUUUUAAAGACAAAUAUGUCUCCCACCUCAUCCUCUUUUUAUGCAGCUAAAUUUAUUAAAUCCCACUAUGCAGGUUCCAAAAAUCAACUAAUGCAACUUUUUAUCCUCAAUUUCUAAAAUAUGUCUUAGUUUAAAUUGAGAUGCAUUUUUUGCUUUCAGGUUUUUGUUUUUGUUUG